CGGUGGGAGGAGCGAAUGUUAACAUCGGCGCUUAUGCCUGGCUGUAUGAAAUGGGACGAGCGCACGUCCUAAAUGACAAUAAUAAUGAAGGAAUUUUAACAGAAUUGUAUGGCAGAUGUAAAUGAUGUUAAUACAUCUAUGCCGCUUAAAUGAGUCUUGUAUAUUGCGACUUGGACAAAGAUCAUCCAAGGAGUUUCAGUCGUUGCGGCGGAAUGUACCCAGGUUUGCAGUGGCGGUGCUGCGUUGGUGGCAGUGCUGCGUUGGUGGCUUAGCUGCGAUGAGCAUAGGGAGGGACAGCUGAUUCGGCGGCCUUCAGCUGCCACUGUGUGGAGGUGAGCCAUGGCUUUGCGGGAGUCCCCUUUCCCCAACGGCUUGGCGCAGGGGCUUCAUGCUGUGGCCUGGGGGCUCAUCCUGCCCUGCUUUUGGGCCCUGGACCGUCUCAUUGCAGCCUGCCGUUCCACCACCCUGGAGCGGGCUCAGCGGGCGGAGAUGGAGUGCUACCUCCACCCAUUGAAGGUGGUCUUCAGCGUCAUCCUCUUCCUGGUCCUGUUCCUGAUCUUUGCUCCUUUCGCCCUUCUUGGGUUUUUGGUCUGGGUGCCCCUCCAGAGAAUCCGUAGGCCAUUCUCCUACUACCGGCGGAAAACGGAGGUUGAGGAUGGGGAGGGGCGCUCGGGGUGGCUACAGAGGGACGACAGGGGCACCUUCAUGUUCGUCACGGCCAACCUGUGCCUCCUGCCUGACAGCCUGGCACGAUUCAACAACCUGGCAAACACAGAGCUCCGGGCGGCUAUAAUCGGGCGGCGCAUCCUACAGGCCGUCAGCCGGCCCCGCAUCCGCAUCGUGGUGGACUCACCGAUCAUCUCCCACGGCCUCGGCCCUUCAGACACCCUGCUUAGCCAGCCAACCCCCUCCUGUUAUGGGGCUGUCGACGUCCAGAUGCAGUCUCCGCUGGCGGGGGGCACGGGCGAGGACGUGGCCUUGGACGGCAUCUCGGGAAGCAACUCUGGGGAGGCAGCGGUCACCAUGCUUGGAGAGAAUGUGGACGGUUUCCAUUCGCUCACGGACAUGGAUAACGGCAACCAGGCAGAGGGCCAUGCAAAGCCAGCUCUGCAGGCAGGCGGCCUGCCCAGCGACGUGCCCUGGGAGGUGUCCGCUUGGUUUCCCGCCCACGUUGACUUCCUGUGUCUUGAGGAGGUGUUCGACAAGCAGGCGGCCGCGAAGCUGUCCGAGACGCUGAGUCCCGUCUUCGGGCACAUCCUCUCCGACGUGGGCGUCUAUGCUUGCUGGCCGCCAGGCUGCUGUACCGCAUUCAAGUUCUUCAACAGUGGCCUGUUCCUGGCCAGUCGGUACCCGUUCCUGGAGGCCCAGUACUUCUGCUUCCCCAACGGCCGGGGGGAGGACGCAUUGGCAGCCAAAGGGCUGCUCAUCGCCAAGGUGCUGAUUGGUCAGAAUCAAAGACAGAAGAACGUAGUUGGAUAUGUUAACUGCACGCAUCUCCAUGCCCCAGAAGGUGAUGGGACCAUUAGGUACGAACAAAUGGACAUGCUGACCGCGUGGAUCAGGGAGUUCCAGGCGAAGACCCGGCAGGCUGGCGAGGAGGUGGCCUUCGACAUCCUCUGUGGGGACUUUAACUUUGACAACUGCUCUCCCAAUGAUGCCCUGGAGCAGAAGCACAGUGUGUUCGAUGAUUACAGAGACCCGUGCAGAGCGGGACCCGGCAAAGAGAAGCCUUGGGCUAUUGGCACUCUGCUAGAACAGCCGACCCUAUACGACGAUGAAGUGAGGACCCCGGAAAACCUUCAGAAGACCUUGGAGUGGGAAGAACUGCGCAGGCAGUAUGUCGCCGCCCCUGUGCCUCUGGAUGGUUGUACCCUUGUCUACCCUGAGAGCGGGUGCCCCUGGGUGGGCAGGCGCAUUGACUACAUCCUGUAUCGGGAGAGCACUCUCAGCAGGCACUGCCACACCGAGGUGGAGGAGUAUUCCUUUGUCACCCACCUAGCCGGCUUGACUGACCACAUCCCCGUGGGCCUGCGGUUAAAUGUGACGUUAAAUCAGGCUGAUAACUGCUGUCAGGAGUAGCGUUUCUGAGAGGGUAUGACCCCGUGACCCAGGGCUAGCAUCAGGACAUUAAAAUCCUUUCAUGAAUACAAAGGGGACAGUGGACAGAGGAACCCGUAGAUACUGCAUGUUAUGUACUUUGAUGAAGUAUAUGAAAAUCACUUUUUACAAAUCAAUAUUAUUUGGCACUAUAGUGUAAUCUUUGUGAAAUAAACAUUCUUUUUUAAAUUCUCAUUUUAUUGAAUUGAUACUAAAGAAGGUUUGCUAGAAUGGACAGCACUGAACAGCGUUAGAUUUUAAGAUUUACAGUACUUCUAGGGCUGAGAAACUUAACACGUUUAAGUUAAUAUUAAUGCAUUUAUUUUAAAGCCAUUGUCUGUGAUUUCUUCAGUUGCGUUAACGCAUGCGGUGUUUUGACAGCCAAACGGUUACAUAGUAUGAGAAAAGAUUUUUAAUGGAGACAUUUAAUAUUCCUGCCUGGUUGUAAACAUUGCAAGAGCCUCAGCUCUGAUGUUGCACAAAAUCCUAGAAUUCACAGCUAAAAUGGAAACAUUCAGCAGGAGAAUGGAGGAGAAUGUCGAGGAAUCUCUGUUACUCCGUUAAUUUCAUUUCAAGCGAAUGCCAGGCGGAAGCAUGAAUAAGAUAAAUAUAUUGUAAUUUGCAAUAUUUGUUUUAUUUUAUUGAAAGCUACUAUUCUAAAAAGGGCAUCUCUCCAGAAAUUAAGUGCACUUUCAAUGGUAGUCAGGCUUCUAUUUUUGCCAAACAGUUUUUAAAUUUACAAUUUUAUGAUUGUAUAUGUCGGGGUUCCUCAAACUGCAUCCCACAAAGGUGUGGUUACGUCCACUGGCCCCCGUAACAUUUUCCGAGUGGGUAGGGUGGGGUUGAUCUUGCGGUCGGGAUUAAAUAGUGUUUUCAUCUGCCUACUGAAUACAUAAGAAGGUGUGCAAUAAAAAAAUAAUAAUUUGA
This is a messenger RNA of Brienomyrus brachyistius, 3024 nucleotides long. RefSeq names its product sphingomyelin phosphodiesterase 5 (gene smpd5). NCBI's taxonomy places the organism in Eukaryota, Metazoa, Chordata, Actinopteri, Osteoglossiformes, Mormyridae. Gene Ontology annotation, cellular component: extracellular region; cytoplasm. Gene Ontology annotation, biological process: sphingomyelin metabolic process. The transcript is spliced from 8 exons. Bases 340 to 2079 code for a protein of 579 amino acids. The record is from RefSeq and is a predicted model, not a curated record. Gene Ontology annotation, molecular function: sphingomyelin phosphodiesterase activity.